This is a messenger RNA of Lingula anatina, 693 nucleotides long. RefSeq lists its product as uncharacterized. Lineage: Eukaryota; Metazoa; Brachiopoda; Lingulata; Lingulida; Lingulidae. The record is from RefSeq and is a predicted model, not a curated record.
GUAGGCUUUCAUCAAACUGAUGUGAGAUGUUGUUCUCUUUGAUCAUUUUCAUUUAUGAUUCAUAUUAUUAUGCACUGUAUAACAACACAGUUUCGUAUUUCGCUGUCGACACCCUCACGGAACGAGGUUAGCAUCUGCAUAGAUUGGAAUAUUAAUAUAAAACCAAGCAACGAAUCCGCCUUCCAUUUAAACCGCAUUUCUGAUCCUGAAGAUGUCGUGGCUUACCGCUUUCGUGCUGGUGACUUAUCUGUUGCUGUGUAUUCAUGGACUGGAUACUGCUCCAAAGAUCUGCUCCAAAAAUGCCCAGUGCCUGCCUCAUGGCAUGUGUUGCGAGACAGGCGGUCCAUUGCCGAUAGGGAAACGUUCCCUUUAUGAGGCAAAAUGUGUACCAUUUAAAGAAGAAGGCGAAGGUUGUAUUAGAGACAACACUGAGGCAGAACCUACCGAGAUAGAGCUACUGUGCCCAUGUGCAGAUGGAUUAGAGUGUGUACCUAACAUGGAAAUUCCCCCUAUCUACGGCAAUUGUUAUCCGAUAAAAUAAGAAGACUAAGGCAGAGCAGACAAAAUCCCAUGAUACAGCAAGGAAGACCUUGUUAUAAUCACACAUUUAUUUUAUUUCUUUGGACAGCAGAUUUCGAUUUUAUGUCAAUGUUGUGCAGCGAAAAACAUAGUAAAAUAAAUGAUGAUUCGGAA